UUUGAAACGCUUUUAAAUAUUGCCUCCUCUUUUCAUUUCUCUUCACUAAACCACCUUCUUCUCACCACUCUCUUUCGCUCAUUCACCAACCAAGGUUUCAGUUUUCGAGCAAAUGGCCAAGAUCAAGAUCGGAAUCAAUGGAUUCGGUAGAAUCGGCCGUUUGGUCGCGAGAGUCGCUCUGCAGAGGGACGAUGUCGAGCUUGUCGCCAUUAACGAUCCAUUCAUCACCACCGAGUACAUGACGUACAUGUUCAAGUACGACAGUGUGCACGGCCAGUGGAAGCACCACGAUGUGAAGGUGCAGGACGAGAAGAGCCUUCUCUUCGGUGAGAAGUCCGUCCGAGUCUUCGGAUGCAGGAACCCUGAGGAGAUCCCAUGGGGCGAGACUGGUGCCGAGUAUGUUGUGGAAUCUACUGGAGUCUUCACUGACAAGGACAAAGCUGCUGCUCACUUGAAGGGUGGUGCCAAGAAGGUUGUGAUCUCCGCCCCUAGCAAAGAUGCCCCAAUGUUUGUUGUGGGUGUGAACGAGAAGGAAUACAAACCCGAGCUGGACAUUGUUUCCAACGCCAGUUGCACCACCAACUGCCUUGCUCCAUUGGCCAAGGUUAUCAACGAUAGGUUCGGCAUUGUUGAGGGUCUCAUGACCACUGUCCACUCCAUCACCGCCACUCAAAAGACUGUUGAUGGUCCCUCAAGCAAGGACUGGAGAGGCGGAAGAGCUGCCUCAUUCAACAUCAUCCCCAGCAGCACUGGAGCUGCCAAGGCUGUUGGUAAAGUGCUUCCAGCUCUAAACGGAAAGCUGACCGGCAUGUCAUUCCGUGUCCCCACCGUUGAUGUCUCAGUUGUCGACCUCACGGUCAGGCUAGAGAAGGAGGCCACUUAUGACGAGAUCAAAGCUGCCAUCAAGGAGGAGUCGGAGAACAAGCUCAAGGGCAUCUUGGGAUACACCGAGGACGACGUGGUUUCCACGGAUUUCGUUGGCGAUAGCAGGUCGAGCAUCUUCGAUGCCAAGGCCGGAAUUGCACUGAGCAAGAACUUCGUGAAGCUCGUGUCGUGGUACGACAACGAGUGGGGAUACAGCUCAAGAGUGAUCGAUCUGAUUGCUCACAUGGCAUCUGUUGCAUGAAGAUGAAGGCCUUUUUUCCCCCUCUUAAUUUCAUCUUUCCGGCAUUGUUUUGUGGCAUUUCCCUUUCUAGUUAUGACCGAAGAGUCGAGAGACUUGUAAUAAAUCAUGUGACUGCACCUCUUUUUAGCAGUUAUUUGAGUCGUUACCUUUAAAUGAAUUUUCCCAUGAUA
Molecule: messenger RNA, 1296 nt
Organism: Salvia hispanica
Lineage: Eukaryota; Viridiplantae; Streptophyta; Magnoliopsida; Lamiales; Lamiaceae
Product: glyceraldehyde-3-phosphate dehydrogenase, cytosolic
Biological process (GO): glycolytic process; glucose metabolic process
Cellular component (GO): cytosol
Molecular function (GO): NAD binding; glyceraldehyde-3-phosphate dehydrogenase (NAD+) (phosphorylating) activity; NADP binding
Source: RefSeq, a predicted model, not a curated record